AUGUCAAGAGAAGCUAUCGGGAGCCCUGCCUAUGUAGCUACACCUCAGGACACCCUAGCCCUCAAAUGCCCCAAAGUGGACGGACUCGCUUAUAGCACAUUACCUAAUCGGCCCGCCCCAAACUCCUCACCGUCUGGAAUUCCCGUCAAGUGCUACGAACAUCAUCCGCCAACGACCGUCGAUACGCCGACAUCAAGAUGUGAGUGCCAACUCCUUCGCUCCUCACCAGAGAACGAUAUUCUAUGUUUCAUUCCUUCGAUCGCAUUCCGACGAAGUGACGCUCGCGGUGGAAAUAAUGAAGACCGGACUUUCGUGAUGCAUUGUGUGCAGAGGCUGAUGUCUUUUUUUCGUCAACACAGGGUCAACCUUCGCACCCAGAAGCGCCUCGCCGCCUCCGUGGUCGGCUGCGGCAAGCGCAAGAUUUGGCUCGACCCCAAUGAGAUGAACGAGAUCUCCAACGCCAACUCCCGCCAGACUAUCCGCAAGCUCGUCAGCGAUGGCCUCAUCAUCCGCAAGCCCGUCACCAUGCACUCCCGUGCCCGCGCCCGUGAGCUCAACGAGGCCCGCCGCAUCGGUCGUCACCGCGGUCUGGGUAAGCGCAAGGGUACCAAGGACGCCCGUAUGCCCAGCCAGAUCCUCUGGAUGCGCCGCAUGCGUGUCCUCCGUCGUCUGCUCGUCCGCUACCGUGCCGCUGGCAAGAUCGACAAGCACCUUUACCACGAGCUGUACCACCUGAGCAAGGGUAACACCUUCAAGCACAAGCGUGCUCUGGUUGAGCACAUCCAGAAGGCUAAGGCCGAGCGCCAACGUGAGCGUGUCCUCAAGGAGGAGAUGGACGCUAAGCGUGCCAAGAACAAGGCUCUCCGUGAGCGUCGGGCGGAGCGUGUCGAGGCCAAGCGUAACGCUCUGGUCGGCGAGACCCAGGAGUAA
Molecule: messenger RNA, 930 nt
Organism: Penicillium macrosclerotiorum
Lineage: Eukaryota; Fungi; Ascomycota; Eurotiomycetes; Eurotiales; Aspergillaceae
Product: 60S ribosomal eL19 domain-containing protein
Exons: 4
Coding region: 1-930 (309 amino acids)
Biological process (GO): translation
Cellular component (GO): cytosolic large ribosomal subunit; ribosome
Molecular function (GO): structural constituent of ribosome; RNA binding
Source: RefSeq, a predicted model, not a curated record